Coccomyxa subellipsoidea C-169 is the source of this 1756-nucleotide messenger RNA. RefSeq lists its product as hypothetical. Lineage: Eukaryota; Viridiplantae; Chlorophyta; Trebouxiophyceae; Coccomyxaceae. The coding region runs from base 21 to 1304 and encodes 427 amino acids. The record is from RefSeq and is a predicted model, not a curated record. The transcript has 9 exons. Gene Ontology annotation, molecular function: protein binding.
CUGCUCCCCAAAGAGGGGACAUGGACAGGGACCAGCCUAUGUAUGAGAGCCAAAUGCUGGCACGAGCCAGAGCAUCACCAGAUCCCGUUGCAUUCCUGAACGCACGUUUUCAUGUCCGGAAUCUGCCAAAACCCAAGGUCGAUCGGGAGAAUCAGAUGGAUGCUGUGACUGGAGCAGGAGGGAAGCAUGAGAAGGUAGUCAAGCUUCCUGGUCGUGUGGCCAACCCACGCAGAUUGCAGUUAUGGGAGUCUCUGUCAUCCAACAAGACCUUGUUUGACGUCUGUCUGAGGGCAAGUGAUCGAGAGGUGGACUGCAACUCGCUGCUGCUGGCAGAGGAGAGCGUAUUCUUCACUGCCAAGUUCUCAAACCCGGACUUUGGGGGAUCCUCGAGGCUGGUGGAGCUGCAGGACGUGGAUGGAGAUACGCUGGAGACUGUGGUGGCAGCGCUGCUCACUGCCACCAUCAAGCUGGACCGGGACAACAUCGAGCGCUUCCUGCACUGCGCUGACAUGCUCCAGGCAAGAACGAGUGCUGUAUUGGAUGCUUGGCAGCUGUCGGCGGUGAAGGACGCGUGCUGCCUGUACAUGAGCGACUGCCUGGACGAGGACAGCGCCGCAGCCACGCUAUCAUUGGCGGCCAAGUACUCCUGCGACGGCCUGCAGGCGCACACGCAGCAGUACAUCGUGGCCAAGUUCCACUCCAUGCGGCCUGAUGCGCUGAAGGAGUGCACGCGCGCCGUCCUGUGGGACCUCAUCUCCCGCGACGACCUCUCCCUCCACAGCGAGCUGCAGGUUCUGACGGCGAUCACGGUGUGGUGCAAUCACAACGGGGCGGAGGCGUUCAUGCAGCUGCUGCCUGCGGUGCGCGUAGAAAACCUGAGCGCUUACGAGCUGCAGAUCAUGUCCCAGCACGGCAUGGUCCUGGAACACCCCGCCGCUGUGGAGCAGUUGCAGGCAGCUCUUGCCGCCAGCCACUCGCCCGAUAGCCCACCACGGGGUCUGACCCCCGGCCCCAGGAAGAUGCGCAGCGUGGUCACAACGACGCCCUCCUGCAGCCGCGAGGCCGCAUUUGUUCGGGAGCGCCGGCCGCCGCUGUGCCUCGGCGCUGGCCGGCUGGUAGCGAGGGGGAUAGAGGGACCGCUGGAGCGGUACAGGGAGGCGCAGCGCGCGAGGAUUUGCGACCUUCCAAUGCGGGUGGAAGCGGGGCCCGAGGCAGCCCUGGUACUAUCCGAGGAUGAGGCCGAGGAGGCGGCUGGGGGGCAGGGCCGGCGCAUGGUGCGGCGGCGAGUGGCCUUCCGGCGCUAGCAGGCAACUCCUCGAGAUUGAACUUCAGGUUCACAACCGUAACUGUAGCCUACAAUUACACUGAUUGUGCAAACAUAUCCACUCUGAUCAUGAACUAGGAUCCAGCUUGUUGGUUGCUCCUGGCUGGCUGCUGAGACGACCAGCUGCUGUAUCAGACAACGUUUGACAUACGCACUGCAUGGUUUGUUGCUUUGUUACCGGGUGGGCAGCAGAGGGCGGACCCGCAUUAGCAGUGGGCGCGUAGAUAGUGAUGGUUGGACAGUUCAUGAAAGAGCUGAGCAUGGGAUUGUUGUGGAAAACCUGAAUGAACGGACUUGGUGCUCAAUUGAGGUCAAUUUCACCUGCCCACUGUGCCUGGCAGGCUGUAUAUAACUUAUACCACUGACUUUGCAGUACGGUUUACUGUUGAAGUAGGAUUGCACAUCGCCAAAGCGGUCAUUUGUGUUUCAAAA